AUGUUUGUGUUGAACGUCGAUUUGUGGUCAGAAGAUGCACUCAAGGAGGUCAACCUGGUGCGGCACACGACCACCACGCCUUCCAUUUCAUCUACGACCCCUGCCUCGUACGAGCAGGUGGAGAACACCCCAACCUACUCGCCAUUAAUACAGUCCGACUCGCGUGGACCAGGCUAUGGAUCGAGCAUGUAUGGCCAGUCGAGCGCGAAUCCGUACGGUCAGCAGUUGGCGUACUCUCAAGUCGCUCCUCCGUACAUGCAGCAGUCCAACGGCUACGGCCAGUCGGCCCAAUACGGCGGCUAUCACGGAGGCGAUUAUGGCAUGCAGCUCUCUUCGCAGGCUCCGGGUUACGGCCCUCCGCGAGUCUUCGGUGGACCCGGUGACAUGAUGACGCAGCGCCUGAUCCAGGGAAACCAGCCCCAGGGCAUGUUCACCCGGAAUUUAAUCGGCAGCUUGGCCGCUAGUGCGUUCCGGCUCCAGGACCCUGCCGACAAGAUUGGCAUCUGGUUUGUCCUCCAGGAUCUUAGUGUUCGUACUGAGGGCAACUUCCGCCUGCGCUUUUCGUUUGUUAACGUCGGACCACUGGGCGGAUCUCCCACUGGAACACCUGGUGGUCAACAUGUCAACACCGGCAAGGCGCCUGUCCUGGCAUCUUGCUUCAGUGACGUAUUCACGGUCUACUCCGCCAAGAAGUUCCCGGGCGUGUGCGAGAGCACGGUGCUGAGCAAGACGUUUGCGACACAAGGAAUCAAGAUCCCCAUCCGGAAAGAAGGCAUCGGCAAGAACGGCCGCGGCGAUGACGACGACGACUACGAGUGA
Molecule: messenger RNA, 819 nt
Organism: Sporothrix schenckii 1099-18
Lineage: Eukaryota; Fungi; Ascomycota; Sordariomycetes; Ophiostomatales; Ophiostomataceae
Product: VeA-like protein
Exons: 2
Coding region: 1-819 (272 amino acids)
Source: RefSeq, a predicted model, not a curated record